Messenger RNA from Aspergillus alliaceus, 549 nucleotides. RefSeq lists its product as uncharacterized. The transcript has 2 exons. The record is from RefSeq and is a predicted model, not a curated record. Bases 1 to 549 code for a protein of 182 amino acids. Gene Ontology annotation, cellular component: membrane. Lineage: Eukaryota; Fungi; Ascomycota; Eurotiomycetes; Eurotiales; Aspergillaceae.
AUGCCUACCUUGAUUCGCAAUUCACUCUGGAAGAGUAUUGCUUUCAAGCGUAUCUGUGUUAGCGUGUUUAUGAUCUGGGGUGCCUUCAAUGCCUUCGAGCAGAUUAUCAACUUCUUCUUCCAGAAUGUACAGCAUCUUUCCAGAGUCGACAAGGCCAUCCGGUUUAUCCCUACUCCGAUCAUGGGCUUGCUUAACACCAUUACAACAGGAUUUGUUUUACGUAGGUGUCGCGUCGACGCCAUUAUCAAUAUCACCACUAUAAUAUCCUGCGUCUCGCCGCUGAUUAUGGCCUUAGUCGAUCCGGUGUGGACCUACUGGAGCUGCGCAUUUGUGGCGAUCUGUCUGAACUCGAUUGCCGCUGACUCCCUGUUCACUGUAUUGGUUAUCCUCAUCGCGGGGGUCUUUCCUGCUGAGACGCAAGGGCUGGCGGCGGAUCACCGACAGCAAUCACAAUUCGAGGAUAAGAGAAUCCCCGAGGCGCUGAUGGUGGGAUACCGUGCGGCUUUCCUGGGCAUUGUUCGGUAUGAAUAUAGCAAGCCUAGUGGUUAG